AUGCUACGACGAUGGCUCGUCGCACCACUCAAACCCGCAUUCCUUCAUCCUAGCCUCCAGAGCUAUCGCCAUUCCUCGAAUGAGGCCUCCUCCUCAUCCCUCCCUUCAACGCCAACGACCACGACCAUCACUCCCGAUCGGCCCAAGGGAAAGAGCCGUACCCCACCCAAGAACCUCCAAUUGCCGCCUUUCCCACCUCUAGUGGAAGGCGAUUUGGAAGAGGAGUUCCUUCGAGGUACGUGUGAAGGGUCUUGAACCUAUGCUGUGCCGGUACGAAGCCGGGAACCCAUUGAGCACCACUCGAGGAACGAGUUUCAUUGCUCAAAAGUGGGGGGCGACAACCCUCUGCUCGACUUGAGUCGGGAGUAGUCCUGACUCGAACUUUUUUUCCCUCUUUCACUUUCCCACUCCCAGGUCGUGGUCCAGGAGGUCAAGUCAUCAACAAAAGUUCCAUCCUCGUUAGUCUCUUGCACGUCCCGAGCGGUACGAGGGUCAAAUGUCAAGUCAGCUAUAAUUUUUCUCCCUCGGGAGAGUCUUGA
Messenger RNA from Microbotryum saponariae, 539 nucleotides. The record is from the annotation of a GenBank genome assembly. NCBI's taxonomy places the organism in Eukaryota, Fungi, Basidiomycota, Microbotryomycetes, Microbotryales, Microbotryaceae.